AACAUGUCCGUGCAGCCAAACGUACACCCCGAGGCUCCCAAACAUAAACCCGGCGGCGCUCAAUCUGUGGUGCCUCAUCCGCCCCCGGAGGAUCAUCACGACGUACCGCGACAAAAGCCGAUCCUGAAUACUGGAUGGAAAGGACCUAUUCCCAGCCAGGAGGGAGGAAGCAGCGAAGCGGGCUUCAUGUACAAGCCGCCGUACGACUGGAGAAGCGAAGGCGAUCUUUUCGAGCCCAAGUACUACUCGCAAUGCUGGUGCGGGAACGUCGCGUUCGAGUUUCAUGGAGAUCCCGUAGACGCGAAGCAUUGUCACUGUAAGCAGUGCCAGCACCUCCAUGGCGCGCCUUUCCAGUGGGCAGUGAUAUUCCCGAAGACCUCCGUUCGAAUGGUGAAGAACGAGAACGACAGCCUCCACUUCUUCUCCACCCAAAGACGUCAAGGCGUACACGAUGUCCCAUGCAAGGUCUCCUGUAACGAAUGCCGCUCGCCCAUGUUUGACGAGGGCCGUAACACCGUUCUCGCAUACCCCUCAUCCUUCAAAUUCCAAGACGGCAAGGUCCCUCUCGACUUCCAGCCCACCGCGCACAUCUUCUAUGGCCAGCGCGUCAUGGAGGUGCCAGAUGGGGUCCCGAAGUGGUCGGGCCACAAGGGCCAGAGCGAGCUCUUGCCGGAGCUCACAGAUCAGGAAGGCAUGAUGCCAAAAUACAAGGGACGUCAGCCUGACGCGGAUCAAGCCAACGUUAACGCGAACGAGCGGGAGGCAUAGAGUUGGGAGGCCGUCUAAGCCUCUUCAUGGAUAGUGAACUGACAGCGUCACUUCAUACACGUUGUAUUGAGUUCAAUAACAG
Molecule: messenger RNA, 850 nt
Organism: Trametes versicolor FP-101664 SS1
Lineage: Eukaryota; Fungi; Basidiomycota; Agaricomycetes; Polyporales; Polyporaceae
Exons: 5
Coding region: 4-768 (254 amino acids)
Molecular function (GO): carbon-sulfur lyase activity
Source: RefSeq, a predicted model, not a curated record